This is a messenger RNA of Aplysia californica (California sea hare), 3657 nucleotides long. Its product is annotated as serine/threonine-protein kinase Chk1. Gene Ontology annotation, cellular component: cytoplasm. Bases 1790 to 3556 code for a protein of 588 amino acids. NCBI's taxonomy places the organism in Eukaryota, Metazoa, Mollusca, Gastropoda, Aplysiida, Aplysiidae. The transcript has 14 exons. Gene Ontology annotation, biological process: intracellular signal transduction; microtubule cytoskeleton organization; protein phosphorylation. Gene Ontology annotation, molecular function: ATP binding; tau-protein kinase activity; protein serine/threonine kinase activity. The record is from RefSeq and is a predicted model, not a curated record.
UCCCCGACCCUCUAGAGACACUAACUUCCCUUAGUCUAUCCAUUGUGUGUGAAGUGGUGCCUUCAUCCUCUCUCUGGUCGUUGCUGUCAGUGCUGCCAUGACUGUUGGUGGAUCUAAUUGCAUGGUGCCGCCAAUCUCAGCCUGGCCGGCCAGCUUAUCAGCUCGUUCAUUGCCUUGAACUACUGCAUAACCAGGGCUAAAGAUCCAUACAAUCCUUGUGAGUCUGCUGCUUUGUAUUGCCUCUCGCCAGUCUGCAUGUCAUCAUGUGUUUCUUCACUUUUUCGAGGGUACUCAUAGAGUCGGUGACGAGGAUGUCAGACUGAUACUCCGUCGUCUUAAUCCAGUUAAGGGCUUAUUCUGUGAUGGCUUUCAUAUAUCCCAAUGCACAUGCUGGACGUGGUUAUACUAGUGGCGCAUGACAGCUCUGUCUGUAUGACCCCGUUUACACGGGCGCUGAAAGCCCAUCUAUUUUUGACACCACGCUGCGCUGAUCCAUCUCUGAAGAUAACUAAGUUCAGUAUUCUCCUCUAUCAGCGUCUCUACCUCGGCAUUGGCUGCUCCCUCUGGCCACUCACGACAUUCUCUUCCUAAGGUGCUACCACUCGAGUAUACUGCUCAGGUGUGUCAGUGAUGCUGACCCAUGCGCUGCCUUUUCGAAUGUCUUGCACUUCACAGCAUUUAGCCGAAGUCGUCAAUGCCUCAUUCACCCAUUCAGUCCAUCUCUAAGCAGAAGCGUGUGUUCAGUUCUUCCCACUGUGUCAGGCAGGGGAUGCUGAUCAUCGGCGCUGACUCUCAAUUUAUACGCUUUCACCUGAGCAAUCUUGCGACGUUCUUCCAUGGCUGGGAGGUCAAGGAGAUAACGCAUAGCCUCGCAGGAUGUGUCUCGUGUACACCCGAGAACAGUCUGCAUACCUUUGUUCUGAAUUCUUUCAAGGCGUUUCAGCAGCGACAUUGACAAGAUGAGGAGAACGAGGCCGUAGUCUAUCACAGAUAGCACAAGAGUCUAGCAUAGCAUGGCUAAAAUUCUCUGUGGCAUUCUGCUACACUUCAUGGUUUUCACUAUUUUCAGUGCAGCCUUUUUUCUGACUCUUUUGAUGAUCCUGGUUAUGUGAUCUUUACCGGAGAGUAAUCUGUCAAAGGUGAUACUAUAAUUUAUUAUGUUAACGAUAUAGACCUAAUUUGUUAGAAGAAAAAAAAAGGGAUCUAUUUUUUUUGGGUUAAGGACUUUUAUCAGCAUGGGAAUGAUUCGAGCAAAAGAUAAUUAAUGAGUUAAUUUCUUCCUUAAAACGAGCGAAAUAGAAAUAAAGCGGUGCCCCAAAAAGUACGACUUGUGUUCGUAUCGACUACACAUCGACUACAACAAUCCAGCAUUUUAAUUAAUUUACCACUUUGCGUUCUCUGUAGGCCUAAGCUCCCAGAUAAUUUUUAAAAUAAAGGGCCGGAAUUUAUUCAAUAAAUUUUGUGCCAUUUCUAGAAAAAGAAAAGCAAUAUAUUGAAGCCAUUAUUCCAGGCCUAUUCUUUUUUUCCAACUACAAAAUUAUACUCGUCCUGGCUCUAUAUCGAAUAGGAUUCUUUUGUUGCAAGAGACAGGGAAGUGCUUCACCGCGGGAGAGACAAUGAUAACAUCCCGUAUCCGACAUAGCCGAGAUUCUAUCCAACAACCACCAGUUAUAUAAACUGCUGCCUCUGCGGAAAAAAGUGUUUUAAUAAAACAAUAUAAAGCUUUAGCGUCCCUCAACACUACGUGACAACUUUCUACACGAACAUAUUAUGUGAAUUUUUGAAGAUCAUGGAAGCGGCUCCUAUUCCUUUUGUUGAAGGAUGGGAAUUUGUGCAGACUUUAGGAGAGGGGGCUUAUGGCGAGGUAAAGCUAGCAGUCUGCCAGGCCACCCAGGAGUGUGUGGCGGUCAAGAUCAUUCAUGUCACUCACAAAGCUGUGGAGGAAAAUGUGAAGAAAGAGAUCUGCAUUCUUCGUAUGAUGGAGCACAAAAAUGUGAUAAAAUUUUAUGGGUACCGCAAAGCGAAUGAAGUGCAGUACCUUUUUCUGAAGUAUGCGAGUGGAGGAGAGCUCUUUGACCGAAUAGAACCUGACGUUGGCACAAACCUCCGAGAGGCUUUACGCUACUUUCAUGACCUGAUUGAAGGAGUGGAGUAUCUUCAUAGCCGAGGGGUAUGUCACAGAGAUUUGAAACCAGAGAACUUGCUGUUUGAUGAAAAUGAUGUGCUACAAAUAACGGAUUUCGGAAUGGCCACGAUAUUCCGGCAUCAGGGUCAAGAGCGAGAACUGAACAGGAUGUGUGGGACAAAGCCUUACACGGCUCCAGAGGUUCUGCGCGGGCGCCCGUACAAGGCUGAACCGGCAGACAUUUGGUCCUGCGGAAUCAUUCUGGUCGCUCUCUUGGCUGGGGAACUGCCGUGGGAUGAGCCGACCCCUCGGAAUACGUUGUACCGCAACUGGAAGGAAUGUCAAAUCACAACAAAUCCAUGGAACAAAAUUGACACCCUUGCUCUGUCCCUGUGCCGAUCUGUGCUAGGAGAGAACCCCCAGAGGAGGUAUACCAUCAAGCAGAUCAAGACGCACCAGUUCUACAACAAAUCUUUCCCUCUGCAUGCAGAUGAAGAGAAUGCCCUGUCAUCCCCUACCUCCCCGACAAUGCCGGCAGUGAAGAGACGAAUGAUGUCUCGGAGUGGUGAGGACAGAGGUCACUUGUCCUCUCCUUCAGGGGUCGUUUCAUCGUCUCAGCCUGAGAGAACCAGCAAUGAGAACUCGAUGUCCCCUAUGUCAGAGGAAUCUCGUUCCUUCAGCUUUUCCCAGCCCACUCACAUUGACAACCUGUUUCUGAACUCUCAGAUGCAGUGCACCCCAGGAACCUCACAGACGCCGUUCCAGAAACUGGUCAAAAGAAUGACGAGGUUUUUUGUAAUAAAUACCAAAGCGGAGACAGUUGCAGAGCUGGUGCGAGUGCUUCAAAAAGAAGGCUACCGUAUCAAGAAAAAUCACGCAUCUGUGCUGACUGUGUUCUCAGUGCAUAAACUUAUCUUCAAAAUUGGACUCAUUGACCUCGGAGGAAACUUGCUGGUUGAUUUCCGACUCUCGAAGGGAGAUGGUAUCGAGUUCAAACGACACUUUGUGCGCAUCAAGAACAAGUUAAAGCACAUCGUGAGGAAAACGGCCCCUUCGUGGCUCUCAGCGUCAAACGAUGCAAGGUCGUUGAACAACUGCACGCCAACAACUGCACGCAUCCCCAGUGGCUCCGGCACAAAGGAUCAGGACAGAGAGGAAAGAAUCGUGGCUGCCCUCAAGGCCGGGGAGGUUGACCUUCGACCUCGAAGAAAAGCAGACCAAGAGGUGAUGCAGAGUGAUGUGGCAGAGAAGGAUGAGAAGAAGGACUCUCUCGAGCCAGGAGAUAAGGAGGUUGUGAAGCAGGACUCUCUCGAGCCAGGAGAUAAGGAGGUUGUGAAGCAAAGUGCGGACUCGAAAGAGACACCCAAAGACAGGGGUGUCAGAUCCGACAGGGCCACUGUGAAAAAUAUGAAGCGAAGCACGUCGUAUUAGAUGCAAAUGUAUAAAAUCUAUUAAGGGGUACACUGGAUUAUGGGAGGCAGAUUAGUCAGGUGUGUGUGUGUGUUUCUUUUUAUGUUUCGUGUUUGUUUGUU